Tilletiaria anomala UBC 951 is the source of this 1757-nucleotide messenger RNA. RefSeq lists its product as uncharacterized. The transcript has 3 exons. Gene Ontology annotation, biological process: protein import into peroxisome matrix, docking. Gene Ontology annotation, cellular component: peroxisome; peroxisomal importomer complex; peroxisomal membrane. Gene Ontology annotation, molecular function: protein binding. Lineage: Eukaryota; Fungi; Basidiomycota; Exobasidiomycetes; Georgefischeriales; Tilletiariaceae. The record is from RefSeq and is a predicted model, not a curated record. The coding region runs from base 224 to 1549 and encodes 441 amino acids.
GGAUCCAUUUGCUGUGUUCCUCUCUUGUGUCGGACCCGAGCAUCAUCGACUACUUUCACUGGCGUCGGAGCGUUUUCAGUGCCGCCGAAGAGCAGAAAAGGAUAUCGGCAAAGGUCAGCUCCAUCGAGCGCAGCAACGAUAACCUUGCCCAGCUUCCGGUGCGACGAGCGGGGUCUGCCCUGCGUCUGGCGCAUCCCACUCGUUAUCAGCAGCAACCACAGCUAUGCCAGCACCACCCAAGCCUUGGGAGCGAGCAGGUGUGGGAGCAGCGGCAGGGGUGGCAGCGUCGUCGGCCAGCUCGCUUACCACGAGCACCGCAGCCUCGACCGGAGUAGACAGCGUUCUACCUUCAGUCCCAGAGCGCCCAUCUUCUCUUGCCCAGACAUCCGCGGUUGGCGCAUAUGGAAGGUCAGCAUAUAGCCCCUAUGGGGCUGGUGUUGGCGCCUAUGGCUCAACCUACGGCACUCUAGGUUCCACAUACGGGGGGACAUACGGCUCAUCCUACUCGCCUUACUCGCGGCUUGGAGCCAUGGGCACAGGGUAUGGAGGUAUUGGCGGUUAUGGAGGAUACGGAGGCUACGCAGGUGGCCUAGGAUACGGCGGCUAUGGUGGGAUGGGCAUGGGAAUGGGAAUGGGAAUGGGCAUGGGCAUGCCAGGGAUGCCGGGUCAGCCGCCUGAGGCAUCACUCACACAGCGCAUGGAGGCCGGCACUCAAGCAACUUUCGAGCUGAUCAGUAGCAUUGUUGGCGCUUUCGGCGGCUUUGCGCAAAUGCUCGAAAGCACAUUCAUGGCGACGCACAGCUCAUUCUUCGCCAUGGUUGGGGUUGCAGACCAAUUUGCACACUUGCGAAACUACCUCGGUCAGGUCCUUUCCAUCUUUGCACUGGCCCGGUGGCUGAAGAACAUUCUACUCCGAGUCACGGGCAAGGCGCCAGCUGUCGAGCUCGACCGGCGAGAGUUCAAGGACUUUGCAGCUAAUGGUGGCGCAGCGCCGGGCGCGAAACCACGGCCAAGCAAGCGGCCGCUGAUCGUUUUCUUCCUUGCGGUCAUUGGUUUGCCUUACCUGAUGAGCAAGCUUGUCAGGCUCAUUACACAAAGACAGGAAGCCGAGCGAAAGCGAUUAGAGCAAAUGGGCGGCGAGCAGCAUCACGGUAUGCUGCCUGGCCACCAAGGCGGCGGGAUGAUCGCAUCCGGGCCGCAGGGUGCCAAUGAGGUGCUCGACCCCAGCAAAUUAACGUUUGUCCGCGCUCUAUUUGCGUACCCUGCCGCAGAUCCGCUCGAGCUGAGUCUGCAGCCGAAUGACAUUGUCGCAGUUCUCAGUAAGCAUGACCCGCAGACUGGGCAAGAGUCACAAUGGUGGAAAGGGCGGACACGCGAUGGACGCAUCGGAUGGUUCCCUAGCACAUAUGUGGAGUCCUUGGAGACCGCUAAAGCAAAGGCUGCCAAGGCGGCUGAAGCAAAGGAAGGGACAAGCGAGGCCAAAGUGAUCGAACCGGAGGACAAGGCGAAAGCGUCGGCCAAGAAGGCCGCCACUGCUGCCUCUCGGUAAUCGCGCAUUGCAGCACACAUCCACACAUGUCUGAUGGUUCGUGUGCGACUUGAAGGAUGUAUUUGUAGUGUUCUUUAUAAGUGUAUGUGCAGUGGAAUGCGCUCCUCGAGGAUGGGCCUACAUAUUCAAAAGCUCGCUGUAUUGGGACCCAGCCGCCUGGGCCCAAUGGGCACCCCUUGGAAUAUAGUAAUUUUCUACCGAAUACCGG